Messenger RNA from Cucurbitaria berberidis CBS 394.84, 1650 nucleotides. RefSeq lists its product as uncharacterized. Lineage: Eukaryota; Fungi; Ascomycota; Dothideomycetes; Pleosporales; Cucurbitariaceae. The transcript has 4 exons. The record is from RefSeq and is a predicted model, not a curated record. Bases 1 to 1650 code for a protein of 549 amino acids.
AUGUCCCAACCAUCCGCAUCCCCAUUACUUAGUCUUCCAGAGGAACUGCAGCUUGGGAUCCUCGAACACAUCAUCACACGCACUGACCUCAAAGCACUAUGUCUGACCUCGAAAGCGCUACGCUUCCAUGCCAUUCCCCGUCUUUAUGAGCGCAUCGACAUCCGAUUGUGGAGCAGCCACGAUACGGACCGAUUCCUUCAAUGCGACGUAGCUUGGGCCGGAAACCAUCUUCGCCACACCAGAGAGCUCGUAGUGGAGGACGAGCGUAUCACUGAAGAGAUUGAGUCUGUCCAUACCGGUCCCAUCAAACUACCCCAGAGCUACCCCCACAGCGAGGAAAAACAAUAUCCGCCUGAAGAUCGAGACGAUUUUCUGUAUGAAAUCUUGCAGAUGUUUCCUGACCACGUUCUGCAUCGGUUCUGCUUCCUUUCACGGCGGCAUUUAAACCCCCUGUUGAACGGACAUCUUUGCAGCUAUCAAAACGCAAUCCAAGACCUUCAAAUGAGCUUGCAUGCCGAGCCCAGUCAACCUGAGCAUUUGCCGCAGUUGUUUUAUGGCUCAAAGUCCCUUGACCUCUAUAUCAUCGAACAUUGGAACAUAGACCUCUUGCUUCACAACAUCAUGUUCAUUGGCCAUAGUUUGCAGCAAUUAUCCUUAAGCACAGAGCGUAGCCAAGAUCUUCCUCGGCAAAUCACCGAGUCGGUGUUGAAAGGGAACGUCACUCAGCAUACACCCAAUCUAAAACAGCUCAAAUUGUCCGGAAUGGAGAUAGGAAACCUUUUUCAUCCACUUUCUCAAUUUGUAAACUUUCCUGCCCUGACUCAUAUCGAGCUUUCGGCAUGUCACAGAGUUGACCAGUUCCUCACGGACCUAGGCAACAGUGCUCAAGAAGAUGGACUCUGUCUCGAGAACAUAGCUGUUGAUGUAGUAAGCCCUCCGAGCGACGAACAACAAAGCUUGGACAGCUGUUUUAAGAAGAUCUUCAAAGCGUGUCGUUCUAUCCGGAGCUUGCACGUAGGUUUCGACGUUUGUCCUGAGCCGCCUCAAAUCAUCAUGGAUCAAAUACUUUCCAAGGGGCGAGACCUUCGGCUCUUAAGUUUGCAUUCUUCGAUGGGAGUUAAUGUGUUCGCAGAAGACGAUUUGGAUAAAAUUUGCAGUGUAUGCCCCAAUCUGCAACAAUUGGGAUAUGAAAUUGAGGAGGUAGCACUAAUAGUCCUUAAAUCAGAUAGUUCCUAUAAACAAUUCAUAGAGGCCGUUCGUCAUUUGAGAGAGCUCCGCUUGCUCCACGUCCGCAUACCUGAUAUAGGACAUUUGGGGCGACUUGGAACGAAUUCUGCCAAUAUGAGAGUCCUUGACAUGCAGAUGCAGAGAGCUGCCAACCAAAUUUUUGGAGAUCUACACCGAGGGCAAGAUUACAAAUUAGACGCUCUUGUCAUCGGGCAUCUGACAACUUUGGGGGAACCAGACGAAGAAAGGCUCCCACAAUACUGUUUCAUCAAGGGCCAACAAACCGACUCCCUCAAUCGUACCGUCGCUGUCGGCGUACCCGUCACAAGGGUCAUGCUGCGUCGGACGCAUCCCUACACGGAUAUUUUGGAUCUUGACCCUGGAGUUUCUGUAUGGGAACAUUGGGUAGGGCGAGCCAUGUAG